Camelus dromedarius (Arabian camel) is the source of this 6436-nucleotide messenger RNA. It is a transcript of the gene SLC7A2, whose product is annotated as solute carrier family 7 member 2. The record is from RefSeq and is a predicted model, not a curated record. Gene Ontology annotation, cellular component: plasma membrane. Bases 158 to 2134 code for a protein of 658 amino acids. Gene Ontology annotation, biological process: L-ornithine transmembrane transport; L-arginine import across plasma membrane. Lineage: Eukaryota; Metazoa; Chordata; Mammalia; Artiodactyla; Camelidae. The transcript has 12 exons. Gene Ontology annotation, molecular function: L-ornithine transmembrane transporter activity; L-arginine transmembrane transporter activity; L-lysine transmembrane transporter activity.
CAGCGCAGCGACCCGGGCGCUCCUCUCCGCGCGCAGCAGCGAGGCGGCGGCCGCUCCCUCAGCCUCCCCGAGCCGCGGGCCCCGACGCGCUCCAGCCGCUCGCCCACCACCGCCCCCUCGGCGCGGCUCUCGCGCUGCCCCAGUUGCGGUCCCCAGGAUGAUUCCCUGCAGAGCGGCGCUGUCUUUUGCCCGAUGUCUGAUCCGGAGAAAAGUCGUCACUCUGGACAGCCUGGAGGAUUCCAAACUCUGCCGCUGCUUAUCCACCAUGGACCUCAUUGCCCUGGGGGUGGGAAGCACUCUGGGAGCUGGAGUCUACGUCCUCGCUGGGGAGGUGGCCAAGGCUGACUCUGGCCCCAGCAUUGUGGUUUCCUUCCUCAUCGCCGCCCUGGCGUCCGUGAUGGCGGGUCUGUGCUAUGCUGAAUUCGGAGCCCGGGUUCCCAAAACUGGCUCUGCGUAUUUGUAUACUUACGUCACUGUCGGAGAACUGUGGGCCUUCAUCACUGGCUGGAAUCUCAUUUUAUCUUACGUGAUAGGUACAUCAAGUGUUGCCAGGGCCUGGAGUGGUACCUUUGAUGAACUUCUCAGCAAGCAGAUUGGUCAGUUUUUUAGGACGUACUUCAAAAUGAAUUACACAGGCCUUGCAGAGUAUCCUGACUUCUUUGCUGUGUGCCUGAUACUACUUCUAGCAGGUCUUUUAUCUUUUGGAGUUAAAGAGUCUGCUUGGGUGAAUAAAGUCUUCACAGCUGUCAACAUCCUGGUUCUCCUCUUUGUUAUGGUUGCUGGGUUUGUGAAAGGAAACGUCGCAAACUGGAAGAUUAGUGAGGAGUUUCUCAAAAACAUAUCAGCAAGCGCCAGGGAGCCGCCUUCUGAAAAUGGAACAAGUGUCUAUGGGGCUGGUGGCUUUAUGCCUUACGGCUUUGCGGGGACUUUGGCUGGAGCUGCAACCUGCUUUUAUGCCUUCGUGGGAUUUGACUGCAUUGCCACAACUGGUGAGGAAGUCCGGAAUCCUCAGAAAGCCAUUCCUAUUGGGAUUGUGACUUCUCUGCUUGUUUGCUUUAUGGCCUAUUUCGGGGUCUCGGCAGCUUUAACACUUAUGAUGCCAUACUACCUCCUCGAUGAGAAAAGCCCGCUUCCUGUAGCGUUUGAGUACGUUGGAUGGGGUCCAGCCAAAUACGUCGUUGCAGCAGGCUCCCUCUGUGCUUUGUCAACAAGUCUUCUUGGAUCCAUUUUCCCAAUGCCUCGUGUAAUCUAUGCUAUGGCGGAGGAUGGGUUGCUUUUCAAAUGUCUAGCUCAAAUCAAUUCCAAAACGAAGACACCAAUAAUUGCUACUUUAUCAUCGGGUGCGGUGGCAGCUGUGAUGGCGUUCCUCUUUGACCUGAAGGCCCUCGUGGACAUGAUGUCCAUCGGCACCCUUCUGGCUUACUCCCUGGUCGCAGCCUGUGUUCUCAUCCUCCGGUACCAGCCCGGCUUAUCUUAUGAGCAAACCAAAUGUUGCCCUGGGAAAGAAGCUCUGGGAUCGUGUGCCGACACUGCCUCCAAAAGCGAGUCCCAGGUCACUGUGCUGCCCCGACAGGGCUUCAGCCCCCGAGCCCUCUUCUGCCCCUCGCUCCUGCCCACACGACAAUCCGCUUCUCUCGUGAGCUUUCUCGUAGGAUUUCUGGCAUUUCUCAUUCUGGGCCUGAGUGUUCUGACCACGUAUGGGGUCCGCGCCGUGGCCCGGCUGGAAGCCUGGAGCCUGGCUCUUCUGGUGCUGCUCCUCGUCCUCUGCGUCGCCGUGGUGCUCGUCAUCUGGAGGCAGCCCCAGAACCAGCAGAAAGUCGCCUUUAUGGUUCCAUUCUUACCGUUUUUGCCGGCCUUCAGCAUCCUGGUGAACAUUUACUUGAUGGUCCAGUUGAGUGCAGACACCUGGGUCAGAUUUAGUAUUUGGAUGGCACUUGGUUUCCUGAUUUACUUCGCCUAUGGCAUUAGACACAGCCUGGAGGGUAACUCGAGGGAGGACAAAGAUGACGAAGAUGAUUAUUCAGACAAUCUUCAUGCAGCAACAGAGGAAAAAUCUGCCAUGCAAGCCAAUGACCAUCACCAAAGGAACCUCAGUUUACCUUUCAUAUUCCACGAAAAGACGAGCGAAUGCUAGUGGCGGCUGGUCCCCCGGCUCCAAGUACGUAUCCCACAUGGAGUGAACAGUGACAGGAUGUCAUCUGCACGCUAGGCUGUCGUGGGUUUUGCUGCAGACAUGCUUCACCAAGAUUUAUGCCCGCUCACAUGGAUGACAUCUCCUCACAGGGUGAAUUGUGCAUCUGGGGAAGCCUGAGCUCUCUCCUCAGUGAUGAAUUUCCCCCAAAUUGUGGGAGAGUGUGUAUGUGUGUACGUGUAUGUUGGAGGAAUAUCAAUGUGAAAAGUUGUUGGUGUUUUACUGUCACUGCAUUGCAUUUUUCCGGCAUUGUCAUGAAUUGGUGGCAUAUACUGCACAUACUGAAAGGGAGGUAAUCACCGAAUAGAAAAGUACUUUUUUCUAUGUGCCGUGUGUGGUUGGGGAAAUAACUGUUGCUUUUCCUUAUUGGGCUUUUGUUAAUGUCAGUUAGAACCUGUUAAAAAUGCAUUUACCCAUCCUGGUGUCUGUCACUGGUUUGGAGUUAAGAGGGGGGCAUAGGAAAUGAGCCUUUUCUAUAACUUAAUAGAUGCUAGCAGUGGAUUUAGUGCAGAUUUUUCUUCUGGAAGGUGGGACAGUUUGUGAAAACUUUAGCCAAUAGAAGUGUGCGUGUCCGCUGGACCGUGCAGGUCAGGGGCGGCCUCCUGCAUCACCACGUGACAGGCACCCCUUCUCUGAGCACAGUGGUCCUUAAAUGUGAGGCCUUCACCUGCUGUGAAUGAUUUAUCUGCCCCCCCCCCCCCGCCCCCUGCCCGCAGUCCAGUGAGGGGCUCGAGAGAGGUGCUGUGAUCUACUGGGGACCCUUUGUCCUAAAAAGUGAAAGUGGUCCCCAGGACCAGGAGCUCGUGUAAGUGGCAAAGGUGAGGGUAUAUUUGAAAGUCAGAGUAGACAUAUGCUUGGAUAAGUAGACCCCAAGCAUCCUUGUUUUAAAAGUCACUUAAAAUAAGCCAGUAGAAUCUCCUAGAUCACACAGUUGGUGGCAUGAUUCAUACUUUUCCCCGUUACUUCAUAAAUAAUCACAGAUUUUUUUUCCUAACCUUGUCAGGCACAGAAUUCAUUUCUUUGCUUCUACUAUUAUUUUGUCUUGUCCUAGAUAUGAGGAGCUAUGGUAGCAAAUUCUGUCUUUACUAUAUGCAAAAGAGGAAGAAAGUGAAGAGAAAACUCCCCUCUUCUAACUUUAAAGUGCCUAUUAAGAUAUUAAAGGGCAUUUGACCCAGUUUGAGGGGUUUGGAUCUAAUUUGCCUCUGACGUUCCUUUUGGAAACAUUUAAGGGAUGUUUUUCUCCCCCCGUCCCAUAAUUGAUUUAGCACUUUUUACUUCCUUUAUUUUUAAAUGACCACACUAAAGCUAUUAACACAAGCUCCAGUAUCCUACAAAAACUCAUCAGGAGUUGGGAAAUAGAGUAUUUUGGUAAAAUACAUGAUUAUUUAAAACGUCAAGCUGAAAAAUUAACCAAAGUGAAUUAAAGCCAUAUAAACACAGUAACCUUUGUAUGAAUAAAUGAUUUGUUUUUAUAUGUGAGAUUCUCUAAUUACUGUAUUUUACUUUAUAGGGUCUCUAAUAGUGGACUAUCUCUCCGCAGUGGGUUUUGCUUCUCAUGAGUUAUUUUUCUUACAAAUAAUUAUGUGGUUCACUCAGUGAGACUAGCGACUAAACACUUAUCUGCGUAUGGGUUAUAUUUCCAGGAUGAACAUGAUCGAGCCCAGGUGACCAGCUUAAUCCAAAGGCAAGGAAAACAUUGGUUUUUUGUCAGCUCUUCCAAGAGAUCCGUCAUUUUACUGAUGUCAUUAAAAAGCAAAUUAUAAUCGUUUUGUCUAACUAAGAGUUUAUUGUGAUUAAAUAUCAAACAAACAGGUAGAAAGCCUGGGUUUCUGGCUGCUAGUGUUGUGGCAUCGCUUAGAGCUCAGUAUGAACAUUCCACAAUGUCCAGGGUGCACACGGUAAAAUCUGAAGCCCAGAAUUCUUUCAAGCUGCACGUUUUACUGGAGAGGAAGAGUUGGCUAUGCAAGCGGUCACAUAUCUUUGUAAGCACUAAUCGUAAGUCCUUGCUGUUACUGCAAUACACUGAGAAGCCCUUUUCCUCUCUAAUCAACCUAGAAUAGUCCCUUCGCACCGGGAACAGGAAGACUUUCCUAUGUGAAUAGUAAACCUUUUACUGUAACAAAAUCAAGAAGUUUGUUUAGAACGUGACAGGCAGCUAAAACCACUAUGCCCGCUGUGUUCAAUUAGGAGCAGGAUUUAGUUAAAAAUUCUUUUUCUGCCUUGAAACACUUUGCAAACACAAAUGUCUAUGAAAAAAUGCUUUUGUUCAUGACUAUGCUUUUUUUGUGUGUGAAAACUCAAAUGUAUGUAUGUAUGCGUGAGUGUGUGUAUAUAUAUACACGUAUAUAUUUGUAUGUGUGUGUGUAUUUCACAUGUCAGUGUAUGAGUCAGUUGGGUUAUGGGGGGCUUUGGAAAUGAUAUUGUUGUCUAGACUUAAAAAACCCAACUGGUGGAGAAAAAAAUAAUGUUUUAUUUUGAUAGGUUUGCUUAUACAAAAACUUUAGGUUUUAAACUAUUUUGUAAUAGACAGCGAUCUUAUAUGUAUAUUUUCUAUAGAUAGAUUCUUUAAGAAAGAUAUAUUUAUAAUGUUUCUAACAUGAAAUCACUGAAGUCUAGUGCAUUAUAACAGGUGCUUGAUGAUCUGCUGUGGAGCUGGGCUGGGCCUUAGGGAAUUUCUGCUUACUUGCUUCUGUUCCAUCUUUUCUGGCUUCUCUGUCUUGGUUUGUACUUACUAGGAAAAGCCAGGACUACCAGCUCUUUUACCACCUCUCUGUUCCUACAUUUGAAUUCAUAACCUUUGGAAUGAAAUAUUGUUUUUAUUUUCUUGGGAUGACCAGCAUGUUCUGUAUGGAUUUGACUGGUCGUCAGUCACACUUACGUAAAGUCCUUUCCAGAAAUUAAAAGAUGCAUAUACAUUUUCUUAAUUGUGUUUGAGUAAAAACCAGCUUAAAUUACUUUUUUUUAACAUUUAUUUUAUUGUCUUUUUUUUUUUUUUUUUUUUUUUUGUAAUGGAGGCACUGGGGAUUGAACCCAGGGCCUCGUGCAAGCUAAGCAUGAGUUCUACCACUGAGCUGUUACCCUCCCCUUUAAGUUCCUUUUCUUGUUUGCACUAGAAAAUAUGCUCUCUGACCCAAUUUCAGUGAGAAGCUUCUUAGUAUGGCACCUUUAUUUUAUACUCUUAAAAAAAGGAAGAUUUGUGAAUAACCACAUAUAGGCCACAUCUGCCCAACAUUUAACAAGGCAGCUAUGAAAAUUCAAGUUAAAAACUGUUUAUUAGAAAACUUACAUGAGAACUUUUGGUAUAGACUGAAAUACAAAUGAUGGCUCAAUCACAUUUUCCCCAGAGACGAACAUCGGGUAAAAGUAAGACCAAAACAUCAUUUGAGGUAUUUACAUGAAAGAAAAACCUAACCUCGCCCUAUAUAAAUCUUUGCUAUUAUCAACCACCGUUGGUAGAAAAUAUUUGUUGCAGAAUUACCUUCCUUUAAAAGACUUCUUUUAAUUUUUUCUGAAUAAAGGACUUUUUAAACCUCUUUAUUUUUAAUAUUUGCCAAAAUAUUUUCUAUGUCCUAAGUGUAUACAGGGAGAUGUUGAAGUCUUUCAAAUUAGAAUUUUUAUUUACCAAAUUAUUUUCUGAACGUACUUGAAUGUUUAGCACGGAGAGUAAGGAAAAGUGAUCGCCCUCUAGUGCUGACAAUGGCAGAGGGAGCAGAUUAGUCUUAUCUUUUUUCCUCUUAGAUCAGCAUAUUCUGCGAUUAUGACGCACAUGAUAAAAUUAUGCCAAGAUUCCAACUCCCUGUUCCCUGUGAUGUUGUUCCGGAUGUUUCUGCCUGAUUUCUCCUGAUGCAUUUCAAGCGACAAUACUAAUCAAACCAAAAAUACAAUUUCCACAGAAUUUUAAAGGAUGGGGUUUAGAGUGUAUGUCAUGGAGUAUUAAAAAUUCACAUGAUUAGUGUGAAUUUGGGGGGGGUGUAAUUAACUGGGCUUUUUUGUGUGUUUUUGUUCUUUGGCUAGUCCCAAAAUAGUGCCUUCUUUGUACAUUUUCUCCUGAAAUUUCCUAACUUGUCCUAAAACAUCAAGGGAAAAAGUACCGAAGUUCAUGUAGGAAAUAAUGCCAGCACAGGUCAUUUUUCAGUCCCAUAGGUGUGAGAGGAAGGUCGCUUGACUUUGUUGCUUGGCUGAGUUUUUUUUCUUUCCCCUCCUUGUAUAAUUAUAUUUAAACUUUUUUUUUUUAAUUGAAGUAUA